CUUUCCAGCUGGAGUCCUAGGGCGCUGACUGCUCCCCGGUUUCCGUAGGGAAGCGCCGGGCUACCUCAGCUAUUGUGCGUCGCCCUGUCGCCCUCCUCCUCCCGCUUCGGUGCCCAUGGAGGAAGGCUACGUUUCAUUACCGCUCGGACUUAACCCUUUCGCUGCCUAACCCGACAGGAGGGCGGCUCCCUCGGACUGGGCAGAAGUCCCAGAAAGCCGCCUGGCUGUGGUAAAGAAGCCCUGAGAAACAUGGGGCAUCCCCCGCUGGAGUUCAGCGACUGCUACCUGGACAGCCCCGAUUUCCGUGAGAGGCUCAAGUGUUAUGAGCAGGAGCUUGAGAGGACCAAUAAAUUCAUCAAAGACGUGAUCAAAGACGGCAAUGCGCUUAUCAGUGCUAUGAGAAGUUACUCCUCUGCUGUUCAGAAAUUUUCCCAGACAUUGCAGUCAUUUCAAUUUAAUUUUAUCGGAGACACUCUUACUGAUGAUGAGAUUAACAUUGCUGAAUCCUUCAAAGAGUUUGCUGAGUUGCUCAAUGAAGUAGAAAAUGAGAGGAUGAUGAUGGUCCAAAAUGCUAGUGAUUUGCUGAUCAAACCCUUGGAAAAUUUUCGGAAGGAGCAAAUAGGUUUCACAAAGGAGCGGAAAAAGAAAUUUGAAAAGGAUGGUGAGAAGUUUUAUUCUCUAUUGGACCGGCACUUGCAUUUGUCAUCUAAAAAGAAAGAAUCUCAGUUACAAGAGGCAGACCUACAGGUGGAUAAAGAGAGACACAAUUUCUUCGAGUCUUCCCUUGAUUAUGUUUAUCAAAUCCAGGAAGUUCAGGAGUCUAAGAAGUUCAAUAUUGUGGAGCCAGUCUUGGCCUUUCUUCAUAGCCUCUUCAUUUCCAACAGCUUGACUGUGGAGCUCACACAGGAUUUCCUUCCAUACAAACAGCAGCUCCAGCUCAGUUUGCAGAAUACAAGAAAUCAUUUCUCCAGUACCCGAGAAGAGAUGGAAGAACUUAAGAAAAGGAUGAAAGAAGCUCCCCAGACAUGCAAGCUUCCAGGACAGCCAACCAUUGAAGGCUAUCUUUAUACCCAAGAGAAAUGGGCUUUGGGAAUAUCCUGGGUGAAGUACUAUUGCCGAUAUGAAAAAGAAACUAAAACGCUCACCAUGACACCUAUGGAACAGAAGCCAGGUGCUAAGCAGGGGCCCGUGGACUUAACCCUGAAGUACUGUGUGAGAAGGAAGACAGAGUCUAUCGACAAGAGGUUCUGUUUUGAUAUAGAAACUAAUGAAAGUUUUUUCUUCAGGCCCGGAACCAUCACUCUGCAGGCUCUUUCAGAAGCUAACAGAAGGCUAUGGAUGGAAGCCAUGGAUGGGAAGGAACCUAUAUACCACAGCCCCAUAACAAAACAGGAAGAAAUGGAGCUGAAUGAAGUGGGUUUCAAGUUUGUUAGGAAGUGCAUUAAUAUCAUUGAGACCAAAGGGAUCAAGACAGAAGGGUUAUACCGCACUGUGGGUAGCAAUAUUCAAGUUCAGAAGCUACUGAAUGCCUUUUUUGAUCCCAAAUGCCCAGGAGAUGUUGAUUUUCAUAAUAGUGACUGGGACAUUAAGACAAUCACCAGCUCCUUGAAAUUCUACCUCAGGAAUCUCUCUGAACCUGUCAUGACCUACAAGCUUCAUAAAGAGCUGGUCUCUGCUGCCAAAUCAGACAACCUGGAUUACCGCCUGGGAGCUAUUCAUUCCCUAGUAUACAAGCUACCAGAAAAGAACCGUGAAAUGCUGGAACUUCUGAUAAGACAUUUGGUCAACGUUUGUGAACAUAGCAAAGAGAAUCUUAUGACCCCAUCCAACAUGGGAGUGAUAUUUGGGCCCACCUUGAUGCGUGCUCAAGAGGAUACUGUGGCUGCUAUGAUGAACAUCAAGUUUCAGAACAUCGUGGUAGAAAUCCUAAUUGAGCACUUUGGCAAGAUUUAUUCAGGUCCACCUGAGGAAAGUGCUGCACCCCCAGUGCCUCCACCUCGAGUGGCAGCAAGAAGGCACAAACCAAUCACAAUUUCGAAGCGUUUGUUGCGAGAAAGGACCAUAUUCUAUACUUCUUCCAUGGAUGAAAGUGAAGAUGAGAUCCAACAUCACACACCCAAUGGUACUAUCACUAGCAGCCUAGAACCCCCCAAAUUGCCACAACACCUCAAACUACCCAUGCCGAGGAGUGGGGAAGCUGAUCCUGGGAGGAAGUCUCCAAGCAGACCUGUUUCAGAUGACAAAUUGGAUCCUUGCCCUGAGGUGGAUGUGGGGAAGUUGUUGUCUAGGCUACACGAUGGAGGGACCAAAGCCACCCCCAAAACCACCAAUGGACCUGUGCCUGGUUCUGGGCCUAUGAAGACCCCCUCUUUGCACAUAAAGAGACAAGCUCCCCGGCCUCUCGCUCAACACAAGGAGGGGGAUGCUGACAGUUUCAGCAAAGUGCGACCUCCAGGAGAAAAGCCAACCAUCAUCCGCCCUCCAGUGAGGCCCCCAGACCCUCCUUGCCGGGCAGCAACUCCCCAAAAGCCUGAACCAAAACCAGAAAUUGUGGUUGGCAAUGCAGGGGAUGUCUCAUCAUCUGUGGUGGCCUCCAGGACCAGGUUCUUUGAAACAGCUUCCCGGAAAACAGGAAGUUCUCAAGGCAGACUUCCUGGAGAUGAAAGUUGAGGCCACAGGUUUUAAAAUCCUUGGCCUUGGGGGACUCUUUCCAUGUUCUGAAAGGGUCUACUUCAAACCUCUUCUGCUAAAUCAUUUUGUGCUAAAGAGCAGCUCCUUCCUGGCCUUUUACCUUCAGGCUCUGAGAAUUCAUAAAAUAAGGAGCACAUCUCCCAGAUACAUGUUUAUUUCUCCUUUGUAUUCUGUUUCCAUCCAUUCGGAAGGUCUAUAUUGAGCUCCUGUUGCACUGUGAAAUGGCUGGACUCUCUCAAGGCCCGGACUCUGCCAAAACCAAGAUAUCCACUGAUGAAUCAAACAGGGGAGCCUGGUUUUCAACUCUUUCUGAAAUUCCUGCUUCCUCAAAAGGACAUUGAACUUGGAAAGAAUCAGGGCUAGAGCUCCAUCUCAGCAGUGUUUCACUGAACUAAAGACCACUUGAGUUGGGGUCAUUGCUUACCUUGUUUGGCCGAGGGGAGUAGGAAUAUUUGCUAAACAUUGGAGAAUCUUAUCACGUCUCUUACUUAGGAUAUGGACACUGGUGCCAAGUUGGCACUCUGAUGCUGCAGCACAUUGCCAAGAACUUGUUUUCUCCUGUGGUGUUAGAUGGCAUGGGUGAUGCCCCCAUAGGAUCCUCCUCCCAUGUGAACUCAAGAAGGUGGCCUACCUGCUCUUGUAGACAGCCACUUAGGACAAGUCUGCAAAGCAUAUUUUGUAUAUCAAAGUCUAGGUCUAUUUGGAUUAUUGUUCCUCUCAUCUUCACCUUCACCUGAUAGCGUCUUUUCUAAGCAAUCAAGAAGAACAAAAACAAAAUUGGAAAAUGUUUCUUUAAAGAAAACAGACUGUGUUUGUCUUGUAGACGUUCCAUUAUUGGGUCAAAUGUUAGGAAAAAUUAAGAUGAGUUGAGGUGCAGCAGAUAUCAUUAUAGUUUCAUUUUGUCUUCUGCUCAUAGGCUCUUUUUUUAUCUUAAAAAAACAGUUCUUAACCCAGUGCCCAUGGAUUCAAGAACUCCAUCAUGCCCCUGAGAUGAUACAUAUAAUCCCAUGACAGUAUGCCUUUUCUAGGCAAAUGAAUUUCCAAUGAGCCUGAGACCCAAUAAAGGUUAAGAAUCAUAACCCCUGAGAUAAAGACUCUUUUUAGUACCCAUAAAGUACUUUCUUAGAAGGGGCUUUAAAAGGAACUUAGUCCACUAUCCCAGUUUACUGCAGAGAAAGUUAGUAGCCACAGCAGAACAAGAUCCCAGGUCUCCAGGCUCCUAAGCAAAAUUGUUUCCAUUACACCACACUUACAUAGCAAAGAUCCUUAUGUUUGGUGACUUUAAUCAUUAUUUUGAGGAUUUGGCUUUUACCAUCUUUAUUGAGUCCCACAUAUUUCCCAUCAAUUUACUAUCUCAAUCACUGGAAGGGACUAAAUAAAAACCAGUGCAGUGGGUCAGAAAACUAAGGAAUAGAUCUUUCUGGAUCUGUUAAAGGGAACCUGCUAACAUAUCAAAGUUUGUAUUCCCUUACAGACACCUAUCUUUAGGGUUUGUGUAACUAUAAUGUGGUCCAGUAUGAGAGCUUUCCAACUUGCUGUGUUCUAGCAAGGCCCUGCUAUUUCGUUUGUGAAGUGGAGGAAGAAGCACAUAUGUCUAAACCUACAUGCCUUUGGAACAGUGCUACUGAAAGGAGGUAGUCACUUUUUAGACUGAACAACAAAAAUGUUUUAUUCAUGAAUGAGGAACAUGUCUAAACACAGUGAAAGCCUUUAUGAAUGUAAUUAAGUAGAGACUUGAAACCAUUUUAAAUCGUGGCCACAGUGAACUCUCUACCCAGUCUCAAAGGCUAUGUUGCUAAGAAAUCAGGAGCAAGAGAGCCAAGUGGUCAUUAUUCCAUCUUCUACUUACCCCCAAAAGUAGUCUCUGUGAAGCUUGCUGCCCUCUUGUUGAGUCCUAAUUAGUGACCUGUUAUUAUGACGGACUAAAGUAGGUAGUUGUGCAGAAUUUGGCCAUGCAGAUGGUAGAGACAUGGUUUGACUGGUUUUUCUUGAGAGAAAAUGCCACAGUCAUCACUACACAUACUGGAAAAUUAUUGAAAGGCAUAGAAAUGCAUUGCAAUUCUAGUGGAAAAGGUAUCCAGAAACUUGACAAGGAAAUUGCUGUGUUGCCAGGAACACAGAUAAAGAGCCUAGCCUGGUGAGAUAUGGACCACUAGUCUCACUGAAAGCCAGAGAAUAGUAACUGGCUAGCUCUACCCCUGCUCUGGGCUAUCCCCAAAGAAUGUACCACAGUGUCUCCUAUUGGCCCUCAGAUUUAAAGAGCAAAAGCUUCUUUGGAGAGGCAGGAUAUUUUUGGAUGAGACUGGCUUGGCCUAGGCUUGACAGAUGGUCAUUCAGAACAGGUUAUAGCAGGAAGAUGGUAAUAAGAGAGUGGCUGCUAUAGGAAAUUAUCAGCAACCUUAGCCAGUAGUUUAGAGAAACUGGCAAUGGAUGGACUAUAGCUCUUGAACUGGCAAUGAUAAUAAAGAAGCUAACACUUAUUAAAUACCUACUAAGUGGUAGAUGUUUCCUAUAUAUUAUUUUAUUUCAUCCUUAUAACAAUCACGCAAAUACUCAUUUAAUUUUACAAAUAAAGGAAUUACAGCUCAGUGGGCUUAAGUAACAUGCUCAAGGGUACAUAGAUAGUAAAAAAUAGAGCAAUGAUUUGGAUCCAGGAAUCUCUGACUCUGUACCCCAUGCUAUUUUCUCUUUGUCACAGUGAGGUAGCUUUUGAGCAGAGGCCACAUUACUGGAUCUGGCAGGACUAUUUAUGCCUGCCUGCUUAACAAAAUAUUAAAAAGUAAGCAUGUGAGGGAGGGAGGAGAUUCAAGUCCAUUACAGGGGGAUGAAAACUGGGCUGAAAGAUAAUCCCAAGUAGGGCUUUCUCUUCACCUUCAGUUUACCUAUUUGGUAAUGAUUUCCUAAAAAGCCUACUUAAUUUACAAAGGCAAACGGUCCUUAUAACGUCUUUGUAUUUCACAACUACUCUGCCAAGGUUUUAGCAUGUACAACUUCAGUCCAGGAGAUUAGUGACCCCCAAUAAUGUAGUUUGAGAAGCAGAAAAAGGUUUUGUGCCUCUUUGAUAUUUGAUGACUUGGACUCAUAGCCCUACAAAGCUUUUCUGUGGUGACAGAAAAUAUCAGGAGAUGGUUUAAAAAAGAAAUACUGAAUUUUUAUUUUUGAGGUUGAAAAUGCAUGGAGGAUGUACAGCCACUGAGAGGCAAAACUAGGCAUUCAGAUUCAAUAGUAAAGUGCUGUCACGUAAGUAUUUUAAAAAUACUAUCAUGGGGAAUUUGCCAUCCAUUUUCAAGAAGUUCCUUGAUUCUGUAAUAACAAGAACAAAUAAAGUAAUAGAAGUAGUUCUGUGACUAGAAAAAGGUUUGAGAGAAUAUAGAUCAAUGAUGUUAUUAUUUAAGUAGCCACAGACAAGUGGCCUUGACACAUUAGAAGCCCACAAAAACUUUCAGAAACAAAAAGUUGCAGAGAGGAACAAGAUAACUUAAGAUGUUUUUAAUGACGAAGAGUCAUUUUCACUGAAAAAUGAAGCAAUUGAUGCCAAGGACAUUAAUAGAGAACUUGAAAGACUGCCUAUGUGAAGCAUAUGUGUGAAAUUAGAAAAUAUUAUAUAGUGGGGCCUAUUCGUAUGACUUUCAAUAAAGUAUACAGACUGUAUAGAGUAAAUGGCCUUCAUGUGCAAUUUUAUCAUGGAAAUAGUCUUUGAGUAUUUCAGGCACAAUGGUACAGCUACUGCUCACAUUGUCUUUUACAAAUCUAAGAAGACCUAGGCACAGAAUUCUUUCUGAACCUAAGAAGCUCAAUCUGCUGAAUGCAGUUUGUAUAAUGGCCUUGUCAUUCCCUCAGGCCUCACGACAUUGCUGUGCAAUGCUAACACUCCUAUGUUACAGAUAAGGAAGGUUGAGGUUCAGAGAGGUAAGAAAUGAUUGCCCAAAUUUACACACUAGGAAUGGAUAAAAAAGUAUGACUGGAAGCUACAGAGGGCUUUCUACUGCCCUUUAUGGUAGUAGAGAAAAUGAAUCCCAAAGAUAAAGGAGAAUAUGCCUAGAAAUAGGACUGAUGAAAACAUCUGCAAGUCUUACUACUCAAAAUGUGGUCUGAGCAUCAGCAUUACCUGGGAAUUUCUUAGAAAUACACAUUCUCAGGACCUAACCUAGACAUCUAGAAUUAAAGUCUU
Fukomys damarensis (Damara mole-rat) is the source of this 6862-nucleotide messenger RNA. RefSeq names its product oligophrenin 1 (gene Ophn1). NCBI's taxonomy places the organism in Eukaryota, Metazoa, Chordata, Mammalia, Rodentia, Bathyergidae. The transcript is spliced from 25 exons. The record is from RefSeq and is a predicted model, not a curated record. Gene Ontology annotation, biological process: signal transduction. Bases 250 to 2670 code for a protein of 806 amino acids. Gene Ontology annotation, cellular component: cytoplasm. Gene Ontology annotation, molecular function: GTPase activator activity; protein binding.